AUAACAAUCAAUGAUGGCGACCCGAAAACCACGAAUUCAACCUGGUCUGACAAAGACACAGGCACUACGACAGGCGAGAAGUGCCACUGUAGUAAAAGAGUAUGAACGGAAGGAAACAGCGCGACAACCACAACCAGUCCCCUUGGCAGGUCCUAGUAGAAGGCAAUAUACUCCAGCCGAGCCGAGGAGAGUCGACUUUGCCAGACCAACUAUGACAAAGGCGAUGAUGGCUCGAAUGAAGCAUGCGGAAAAGUUCAAGCAGGAAUAUGAACGUAAACGAGAGGAAGCUAUGCCACGAAGGAGGCCAAGAAGGACACCUGCACCAAUCGGUGGUGAUCCUAGACUUGGUAGAGAGAGACCACGAGCUAUUAGACGUGCCCCGACAGUGUCUCCGCCGAUUUCGCCUCCUAGAGUGAGAAGGCCAGAGAGAAGAGUGCCGGAACCGAUUCCGGCUAUCCCUGAGAGAACCAGGGAAUUAGCGAGAUCCAUGAAUGCCCAGGUAAUCCAAGCCGAGCCAGUAGGCGAGGGUCCAAUUGAUAGCAUUGUGAUACCACCGAGAUCAGUGAACGAGAAUCGGACCACUAUCGUCAGCAUCCCUCAACCACCUGUGGCCAUUGAACCGCCAUCUGAAAUAGCAAAUCGUUCGAUUCAAGUGAUCAAUGAAACUCUCGAUGAGAAUGAUGCUGCUGAAGCGGUCACAGUGCAGGGCAAGUUGGAGGACUUGCAACAAGCGAGACGAGACUUUGUGAUGGCUGUGGCGAAUGUCGGUGGUAAUGCCGUAAAACUCGCAGAAGAAGAAAGACCUAGAUACAUUUACAGAGUUCCUGACAUUGAAAGCGAGAUGUUCCGUAUCGAAUACGGUCGAGAACAUCCAGCCGUCGUGGCGGCACGCGAAUUCGCCCAAAGAAGUAUGGCCGGAAUUAGGGCGCGUGAGGCAGCUCGUCGAACUAAACGGGAAUUCGAGAGGAUAGCUCAGGAGCCAUUGCCGGAGGAUCUGCGUUUUGAUGUGCCUUUCGAGGAAGAGUUUUUACGUGAAGGCGACAUAUCCUGGGAAGAGGAGGAAGACAUACCAAUUGUGUCUAGGAUAAAACCCACGAUGCGCGACAUACCAAGGCGCGAGGCACCUUAUGAGUAUCCUCCAUUCGAUCCAGAGGAGCUAGAGAGAUUUUUCGACAUAGAACAGUAUCCAAUAAGUCCACUACGUGGACCACCACCUGGUCGCGAGCAUCUCCCACCGGAUCUUUGGGAAUUAGAGGAUCCUUGGGCAUUUGGCUAUCCACAGCCAGACAUAUCCGAUCUCAUUCGCUUCGAGAGCCCUUAGUCCUUCGUCUACCAUACAUGAUCUGAAGUGCGUACGUAAUGAGGGGAAUCAAUGAAGAUCGAUAAAUUAAGCCUUUAAACAUUUGUGAAACACAAGAAAUCAUCAUUUAUCAACAUCCGUCUUGCAU
Messenger RNA from Acromyrmex echinatior (Panamanian leafcutter ant), 1448 nucleotides. RefSeq lists its product as uncharacterized. The record is from RefSeq and is a predicted model, not a curated record. Lineage: Eukaryota; Metazoa; Arthropoda; Insecta; Hymenoptera; Formicidae.